AUGGUUCGUUUCGUGACGGCCCUCCUGGCCCUGUCCGCAACCGCCUGGGCAACCACCACGUGCAGCUCUAGCAGCCAAUGCCCCGAGGACAAGCCCUGCUGUUCCCAAUAUGGCGAGUGCGGUACCGGUGCAUACUGCCUCGGCGGUUGCGACAUCCAGUCCUCCUACUCCAUCGAGUCCUGCGCUCCCAUGCCCGUCUGUGAAAACAAAAGCUACACCUGGGACAACCUGGACAACUCCGUCCUGAACACCAAGUACCUCGGCAAUGCCAGCGCCGCCGACUGGACCUACAGCGGAUACCCCAAGAUCGAGAACAACAGCCUACUCAUGACCAUGCCCAAGGAAUCUGUCGGAACCCUCUUCGCCAACAAUCACUACAUCUGGUACGGCAAGGUCUCUGGUAAGAUCAAGUCCAGCCGUGGCAAGGGUGUCGUGACCGCUUUUAUCCUGCUGUCGGAUGUCAAGGACGAGAUCGAUUACGAGUGGGUUGGUGCCGACCUGACUGCCGUGCAGACCAACUACUACUGGCAGGGUGUUCUUGACUGGCACAACAGCGCCAACGCCUCCGUGAGCGGCGAGGAUACCUUCGACGACUGGCACACCUACGAGAUCGACUGGCAACCCGACCAGCUGCAAUGGAUCAUCGAUGGCACCGUCAUGCGCACCCUCCAGAAGUCCGAUACCUACAACUCUACCUCCAAGCAAUACCAAUACCCCCAGACCCCCGCCCGUCUGCAGAUGUCUCUCUGGCCCGCCGGUCAGUCCACCAACGCCGCCGGUACCAUCGCCUGGGCUGGUGGUGAGAUUGAUUGGGACAGCGAGGACAUCCAGGAUACCGGUUACUACUACGCGACCAUCGGUCAGGUUGAUGUUACCUGCUACUCCACCCCCGACGGCAUCACCACCACCGGUAACAACUCCUACGUCUACACUUCCAGCAGCGCCAUGGAGACCGAUGUCGAGGUUACCGGUAACUCUACCGUUCUGGGCUCCUUGGGUGCUACCGGUCUGGACAUGACCCUCGGUGCUAGCUCAAGCUCCUCCACCGGUACCAGCACUAGCAACAGCACUGACAGCGUCCCCACUAGCUCCAGUGGCUCUGGAGGCUCCGCUCAGGAGGGAUCCAGUGCUGAGAGCUCCUCGUCUGACUCCGACACCACGGCUACUACUACAUCCACCUCCUUCAGCCAGGGUACUACCAGCACCGGUGCUGCCAGCGGAAACGAGCGUGUUCUGCACGGCUCAAUCUUUGCUGUUCUAGUUGCCGUCAUGGCUCUGGUGACAGUAUGA
Molecule: messenger RNA, 1290 nt
Organism: Penicillium odoratum
Lineage: Eukaryota; Fungi; Ascomycota; Eurotiomycetes; Eurotiales; Aspergillaceae
Gene: utr2
Product: putative cell wall glucanase (Utr2)
Exons: 3
Coding region: 1-1290 (429 amino acids)
Biological process (GO): fungal-type cell wall organization; carbohydrate metabolic process
Cellular component (GO): fungal-type cell wall
Molecular function (GO): chitin binding; glycosyltransferase activity; hydrolase activity, hydrolyzing O-glycosyl compounds
Source: RefSeq, a predicted model, not a curated record